GCUGCUCCUACUACAACCACAGCAGCUCCAACUACAACCACAGCUCCUCCAACUACAACCACAGCAGCUCCAACUACAACCACAGCUGCUCCUACUACAACCACAGCAGCUCCAACUACAACCACAACUGCUCCCACUACAACCACAGCAGCUCCAACAACAACCACAGCUGCUCCAACUACACCCACAACUGCUCCUACUACAACCACAUCUGCUCCUACUACAACCACAGCUGCUCUAACUACAACCACAGCACCUCCAACUACAACCACAGCAGCACCAACUACAACCACAGCAGCUCCAACCACAACGACAACUGCUGCAACCACAACCACAGCUGCUCCUACUACAACCACAGCAGCUCCAACUACAACCACAGCUGCUCCAACUACAACCACAGCACCUCCAACUACAACCACAGCAGCUCAAACAACAACCACAACUGCUGCAACCACAACCACAGCUGCUCCUACUACAACCACAACAGCUCCAACUACAACCACAGCUGCUCCUACUACAACCACAGCUGCUCCAACUACAACCACAGCAGCGCCAACUACAACCACAACAGCUCCAACUACAACCACAGCACCUCCAACUACAACCACAGCAGCUCCAACUACAACCACAGCUGCUCCUACUACAACCACAACUGCUCCAACUACAACCACAGCAGCUCCAACUACAACCACAGCUCCUCCAACUACAACCACAGCAGCUCCAACUACAACCACAGCUUCUCCUACUACAACCACAGCAGCUCCAACUACAACCACAACUGCUCCCACUACAACCACAGCAGCUCCAACAACAACCACAGCUGCUCCAACUACACCCACAACUGCUCCUACUACAACCACAUCUGCUACUACUACAACCACAGCAGCUCCAACUACAACCACAACUGCUCCUACUACAACCACAACUGCUCCAACUACAAACACAGCAGCUCCAACUACAACCACAGCUGCUCCUACUACGACCACAGCAGCUCCAACUACAACCACAACUGCUCCCACUACAACCACAGCAGCUGCAACAACAACCACAGCUGCUCCAACUACACCCACAACUGCUCCUACUACAACCACAUCUGCUCCUACUACAACCACAGCAGCUCCAACUACAACCACAACUGCUCCUACUACAACCACAACUGCUCCA
Nothobranchius furzeri (turquoise killifish) is the source of this 1164-nucleotide messenger RNA. NCBI's taxonomy places the organism in Eukaryota, Metazoa, Chordata, Actinopteri, Cyprinodontiformes, Nothobranchiidae. The record is from RefSeq and is a predicted model, not a curated record.